Molecule: messenger RNA, 7466 nt
Organism: Lacerta agilis (Sand lizard)
Lineage: Eukaryota; Metazoa; Chordata; Lepidosauria; Squamata; Lacertidae
Gene: ZNF236
Product: zinc finger protein 236
Exons: 33
Coding region: 445-5976 (1843 amino acids)
Biological process (GO): regulation of transcription by RNA polymerase II
Cellular component (GO): nucleus
Molecular function (GO): DNA-binding transcription factor activity, RNA polymerase II-specific; RNA polymerase II cis-regulatory region sequence-specific DNA binding
Source: RefSeq, a predicted model, not a curated record
CGGACGCUCCGCUGCAGCAGCGGCGGCGGCGGUUCCUCUCUCUGGAGCCUUACUUGAGCAACACCCUGCCUUCACCCUCCGGUGCUCGGCGACCAUGUCGGAAGGCAGGAAGGCUGUGUGUAGUAGUGGUGCGGGGGUCUGCUUUGUGUUCUUCUCCCCAGGGCCCCGAGACCCACCAAGGUGCAAAAAGGACAGGCUCUGAAAAUGGGAGAAUUCUGAGCCAGGGAUUAGUUCGGAGUACAGUACCAGAACUCGGAUGAAGCCUUAACUCUCACACAAACUACUCCGUUCCUGGAUUCCCCAAGCUGACUUCAUUUCAGCAGCCUAGAUGGUGUUCUAACACUGAAUACAGAGAACAAUAAUUAUACCCAGCAAGUACCAAACAUCCGUAAGUGUGAGAUCUGUUUUCUGUCUUUUUCGAAAGACACACAAUUCCAGCGCCAUAUGAGGGAUCAUGAGCAAAAUGACAAGCCUCAUCGAUGUGACCAGUGUCCGAUGUCAUUUAAUGUUGAGUUCAAUCUUACACUGCAUAAAUGUACCCACAAUGGAGAAGAUCCCACUUGUCCUGUGUGCAACAAAAAAUUCUCCAGAGUGGCUAGUCUUAAAGCUCAUAUUAUGCUUCAUGAAAAGGAAGAGAAUCUUAUAUGUUCAGAGUGUGGAGAUGAGUUUACUUUGCAUAGCCAGCUGGCCCUACACAUGGAAGAACACCGUCAAGAAUUGUCUGGAAGCAAAACCCAUAUCUGCAAAACCUGUAAGAAAGAGGUUGAAACAUCUUCCCAACUAAAGGAGCACAUGAAAACUCAUUACAAAAUAAGGGUAUCAAACAGCAGGUCAUACAACAGAAAUAUUGACAGAAGUGGGUUUACAUAUUCAUGUCCGCACUGUGGAAAGACUUUCCAGAAACCAAGUCAGUUAACACGGCAUGUUCGAAUACACACAGGUGAAAGGCCAUUUAAAUGUAGUGAAUGUGGAAAAGCAUUUAAUCAGAAGGGGGCAUUGCAAACCCAUAUGAUUAAACACACCGGUGAAAAACCCCAUGCCUGUGCCUUUUGUCCUGCAGCCUUUUCUCAGAAAGGCAAUCUUCAAUCACAUAUUCAGAGAGUUCAUUCAGAGGUGAAGAAUGGCCCUACAUAUAACUGUUCAGAAUGUAGUUGUAUUUUCAAAAGUUUAGGCAGCUUAAAUACUCAUAUCAGCAAGAUGCAUAUGAGUAGCACACAGAAUACAACGAGUUCUACUACAGAAACAUCUCACUUGACAACGGAUUCUGUGGCUCAGCCUCUGACUUUAGCAACAGUUAAUUUGCUACAGCCUGUUGAUAAUAAAUGGAAGAAUACAGAAAAUCCAGUAACUUCAGUGGCAGGACAUCAAGGUCAGCAAUCUGUAACUGACGUCAUUCAGCAACUGCUUGAGUUGUCAGAGCCAGUGGAAAAUAAUCAGUCUCAGCAACCUGGUCAGCAACUCAGUAUGGCUGUGGGAAUAAACAGAGACAUUUUGCAGCAAGCCUUGGAAAACAGUGGGCUGUCUUCCAUCCCAGUCUCAACAAAUGCAGACUGCAGUGAAAACAAGACUCCUUCAAGUCAGGAUGAAAAUGCAGAAGUUCAGAAUCAAGUCAACACUAGCAAUCCAGAACCAAUUAAAGAGCAAGAAAAUCCAGAUAAAGUAGAGAAAAAGGAAAAAAGAGUUCUGAAGAAAAAAUCCCAGUUUUUACCUGGUACCAUACGUGAGGAAAACGGAAUACGAUGGCAUAUUUGUCCGUAUUGUUCUAAAGAAUUUAAAAAGCCCAGUGAUCUAGUGAGACACAUCCGCAUUCACACGCAUGAAAAGCCAUUCAAAUGUCCGCAGUGUUUCCGGGCCUUUGCUGUGAAGAGCACCCUCACAGCACACAUUAAAACACAUACCGGCAUUAAGGCUUUUAAGUGCCAGUACUGUAUGAAGAGCUUUUCUACCUCAGGAAGUUUAAAAGUGCAUAUUCGCUUACAUACAGGUAUUAGACCUUUUGCUUGCCCACACUGUGAUAAAAAGUUCCGAACUUCUGGUCACAGAAAGACACAUAUUGCCUCUCAUUUUAAACACACGGAACUAAGAAAGAUGCGGCAUCAGCGUAAACCUGCAAAGUUUCGUACAGGAAAGACGAGUGUUCCAGUACCUGAUAUUCCUUUGCAAGAACCUAUACUCAUCACAGAUUUAGGUCUUAUCCAGCCAAUCCCAAGAAAUAGCCAGUUCUUCCAAAAUUACUUCAAUAAUAAUUUUGUGAAUGAAGCGGAUAGGCCAUAUAAAUGUUAUUACUGUCAUAGAGCAUAUAAAAAGUCUUGCCAUCUUAAGCAGCAUAUACGAUCACAUACUGGUGAGAAACCAUUCAAAUGUUCUCAGUGUGGAAGAGGCUUUGUGUCUGCUGGAGUAUUGAAAGCACAUAUCCGAACACACACAGGAUUAAAAGCUUUCAAGUGUCUAAUAUGCAACGGGGCAUUCACAACUGGUGGGAGUUUAAGGAGGCAUAUGGGCAUCCAUAAUGACCUUCGACCAUAUAUGUGCCCAUAUUGUCAGAAAACGUUCAAAACCUCAUUAAACUGCAAAAAACACAUGAAAACUCACAGGUAUGAGCUUGCACAACAGCUGCAACAGCACCAACAAGCUGCUUCAAUUGAUGAUACAACAGUAGAUCAGCAGAGCAUUCAUGUUUCUACUCAGAUGCAAGUUGAGAUUGAAAGUGAAGAGCUGCAGCAAACGGAAGCUGUCACAACGGAUCAAGAAACUAUUUUAGAUUUGGACCAGCAGCAGGUUGUGGACUCGGAGGAAACUGAACUGAGGCCACAGUUGACUGACCAACCACUUGGUCAAGAGGAAGAUAGAUUUGUGACAUCCCAACAUGCACUGCAAGAAAAUAUGAAUCAGUUUGAGCAGCAGACUAUAGCACAGCAAUCAUUUGAUCAGCAAGCAUUAUCACAAGGUUUUACUGUUAAUGAUGGCUACAGUCAGCAAAACCAAUUUCCAGCAGUACAGCAGCUUCAAGAUUCAAGCACCCUUGAAUCCCAAGCUCUUUCAACAAGCUACCACCAACCAAAUCUACUUCAGGUUCCUGCACCAGAUGCUAUAAAUGUAACCACCCGCUUGAUUCAAGAUCAGUCACAAGAACUUGAGCUGCAUCCUCAACGCUCUCAGUUUCUGGAAGAUAAUGAAGAUCAAAGCAAGCGUUCUUACAGGUGUGAAUAUUGCAACAAGGGUUUCAAGAAAUCCAGCCACUUGAAGCAGCAUGUACGUUCUCACACUGGAGAAAAGCCUUAUAAAUGCCAGUUGUGUGGACGAGGAUUUGUUUCUUCUGGAGUUCUUAAAUCUCAUGAGAAGACACAUACAGGAGUUAAAGCAUUCAGUUGCAGCAUUUGCAAUACGUCCUUUACUACUAAUGGAAGUCUUACUAGACAUAUGGCAACUCACAUGAGCAUGAAACCAUACAAGUGCCCAUUUUGUGAUGAAAGUUUCAGAACUACAGUUCACUGCAAAAAGCACAUGAAAAAGCAUCAAACUGUGUCUUCAACGGCAGCAUCAGGUGGAGAAACGGCAGGAGGAGAAGAUGAUGAUGAGACCUCUGAAAGAACAUCUUCUAGAAAAUCUAGACCUGGUGUUAUCACUUUCACAGAAGAAGAAACAGCAGAACUUGCAAAAAUCAGGCCACAAGAAAGCGCAACUGUUUCUGAAAAAGUUCUUGUCCAAUCUGCUGCUGAAAAGGACAGAAUUAGUGAAAUCAAAGACAAGCAAGCAGAAAUGGAAGCUGAGCCAAAAUAUGCCAACUGUUGUACUUACUGUCCAAAAAGCUUUAAAAAACCUAGUGAUUUAGUCAGGCACGUGCGUAUCCAUACGGGAGAAAAACCAUAUAAAUGUGAUGAAUGCGGCAAAAGUUUUACCGUAAAGUCUACUCUGGAUUGCCAUGUAAAAACACACACAGGUCAGAAACUCUUCAGUUGUCACGUAUGCAGCAAUUCAUUUUCUACAAAAGGUAGUCUGAAAGUGCAUAUGCGCUUACAUACUGGAGCAAAACCCUUUAAAUGCCCUCACUGUGACUUGAGGUUUCGAACUUCUGGACGGAGGAAAACUCACAUACAGUGUCACUUUAAACCAGAGGCCAAGAAGGCCAGGAAGCCUGCGCCUCGCACUCCUGCUGAGGGACUACAGCCAGUAAAUCUGCUCAAUACAUCCUCAACAGAUCCCAAUGUUUUCAUCAUGAAUAAUUCUGUUCUGACAGGCCAAUUUGACCAAAAUUUGCUUCCACAAGGUCUCGUUGGUCAGGCUAUACUUCCUGCUUCAAUGUCAGCUGGAGGUGAUUUAACUGUGUCCUUGACGGAUGGUAGUUUGGCAACACUUGAAGGAAUACAGUUACAGCUUGCUGCUAACUUGGUUGGACCAAACGUUCAAAUAUCUGGAAUAGAUCCUACCAGCAUUAACAACAUUACAUUACAAAUUGAUCCCAGUCUUUUGCAGCAGACGCUACAACAGGGUAACGUACUGACCCAGCAGCUAACUGGGGAUCCCAAUUUGGCUACUCAGAACACCUCCCUCCAGACAGCAGAUAGUUCAAUGCCAGCAAAUGUGGUAAUACAGCCUUUGUCAAGCUUGUCCUUACAGCCCACUGUUACCUCUUCAGCAAAUAUGACAAUGGGACCUAUAUCUGAGCAAGAAGCUGUUUUGACUACUAACGCUACUGGUUCACAGGAUCUCUCUCAGGUCAUGACUUCACAGGGUAUGGUUUCAAAUUCAAAUGGUCAGCAUGAGAUUACAUUGACAAUAAAUAAUUCGAGUCUGAGCCAUGUUUUAGCUCAUGCAUCUAGUACAACUACUUCAAACUCAUCAGGAACCCCUCAAGAAAUUACCCUUACCAUAUCUGGCCAGGAUCUUAUUCAGCAUAAUUCCUCUGGAAGUAAUGAACUGAAUGGGAAUCUACGACUGGCAACCCCAGCAAUCAAUAAUCAGUCAGCAAGUGCUACACUAACAAUAAGUAAUGAUCAACUCCUCUCUCAGAGCCCAGUGCUGAACAGUAGUUCAGAGCUUAAUGCAUCAAGUGGGAACCUUCCUUCAACACCACCCAUGUCUCAGCCAGCUCAGAAUUUAGUAAUGUCAUCACCAGGAGUAGGAGAAGAUGGUAGUGUCACAUUGACCCUCGCCGAUACUCAAAGUAUGCUAUCUGCUGGUCUUGAUGCAGUGACUCUUAACAUCACAUCGCAGGGACAACAGUUCCCUGCUUUACUGACAGAUUCUAAUCUCUCUGGACAGAGCACUUCAAGUUCCCAGCAAGUUAUACUAGUGAGUCACACCCCACAUUCAAUACCUACAAACCAGGAUGAAUUAGCAUAUCAGGUAAAUGAGAUUUCUCCAAGUUUAUCUAAAGGCAUUCAAGCUGAAAAAGAGCCUCGUGUGCACCAGUGUUUUGAAUGUAGUCAGACUUUUUCUUCAGCUGCCAUGCUUAUGCAGCACAGUAAAGAAGUUCACGGAAAGGAAAGAAUCCAUGUUUGUCAUAUUUGCAAUAAAGCCUUCAAAAGAGCAACACAUCUUAAGGAGCAUUUGCAGACUCAUCAGGCAGGACCAUCAUUAAGUUCUCAAAAGCCAAGGGUAUUUAAAUGUGAUACCUGUGAAAAAGCCUUUGCUAAGCCAAGCCAGCUGGAAAGGCAUAGCCGCAUUCAUACAGGAGAACGACCGUUUCAAUGCACGUUGUGUGAGAAGGCUUUUAACCAGAAGAGUGCUUUGCAAGUUCAUAUGAAAAAACACACAGGAGAAAGACCAUACAAAUGUGAUUAUUGUGCAAUGGGAUUUACCCAGAAAAGCAAUAUGAAACUUCAUAUGAAACGAGCCCAUGGCUAUUCUGGCACAAUACAAGAAUCUACCAGUCAUCAAGGACAGGAAGGCGAAGACAUUAAUCGUGCUCUGAAUUUGGAAGAGGUUGUUCAAGAAUCUUCAAAUGAAUGGCAGAGCAUAACCAAUAUUUUUUGAUGACAGCCAAGGUGAAAGCUCAAAAUGCUUUCAGGACUAGAAUUUUUAUAAAUAUAGUCACCUGUGGAUUUUUACUAUUAAAACUGAACAUACUGAAAAUUAUAAGAUAAUAUAACUUUUUAAAUUUUACAAAACUACCAAAAGAAUGAUUGUCUUUUGUAAGCUUGUAGGAUAUUGAAGAAACACCAGAUACACUUUGCUAUCUUAACUACAAUCAAUGAUCUCAGGUACAUGGAGUUUGCUUAUCUUUUGAAUCCCAUCAUACGUGUAUUCAUGUAAAAAAACAAAAGACACACUUUGGUAUCAAUGAAGGUUGAUUCGAAGGUAGACAGCAUGGAAGUUCUGGCAAUCAUGAGGAUGUCCUGACUGUUUAAAAUGAAUUGGAAGAAAGAGUAUCUCAGAGUUAGAUGCAUGCAGUAGAGAAUUCAUAUUACAAUAUGGCAUUAAAUGUCUGGUAUUACUUUAGUUCAUUAAUUGGUAUUACAUUAUGGUGCUGGUGUUGCUGACAUGUCAGAAAGUGAUGGACCAUAUUCAUUUUAUUAAAGCUAUUUUUAAAAAUUAAUUUCUUAAUUGUACAUGUUUAGCUUCACAUUCAGCAAUAAUUAUUCAAAGAAAAUGUAACUGAUAAUAGAAUCUCCUUGAACUGAACAACAAAUGCACAUAUUUUCUGUGUUAGGUCUUAAUGCUCAUAUGUUUUAGCUUGAUAACUGAAAAACAUAAGCCAUAAGUUAAAAAUAAUAGGGCAUACUAAACUAUGCCUUGUUUUGAGCAAACCAAGUGAGCUGUAGCACAGGUUGUAUCAGCAAAUGCAGAUUGGUUUCUGACAGCCCCCUAUUAAUAUAACCUUGAUUUUGUUGCCAUUUAAUUAAAAAAAUAAAAUAAAACUACCUAGGCUUUUCAGUAAUGUUCUGAAAAGCCCCAUUUACUUAGAAAAGGUAAUAUAUCUAAAGAAACACUGGAAUAAAGCAUUUUCUGUUUUAAGACAUUCCAAAGACAGAAGGAUUUUGCUUAAUUUUACUUUAAAUUUUUGAAUUUCUUUAUAUGUUAUAUAUAUGUGUGCGUAUGUAUAUAUACAGAUAAUUAAGCCUCUGUGUGGCUGUUGAGUAUAUUUUGUAAAUAACAAAAAUCCCAGUUACAGGAAGUGCUCAUAAAGUUUUCAACUUGUAAGUGACCACUUCAAAAUCAGUAUUGAUUCAUUUUAUUGUAAUGUAGACAUGUUAUACCUUUCUGAAGAAUAAUUGCUUUUAUUUGCCCUCAGUUUCAGAAAGAAGAUAUAUGUAUAUAUAAUUUAUACUUGUGUAUUAUACGACUAGUUCUUUCUAUUUCCUGAAUGGAAAAAAUCACUGCUUUUUGAUAGGACAUCUCAUAAUUGUUUUGUUAACUAUGGAAAUAUGUAUAUAAGCAAUAUAGCUGGUGACUUGAAAAUAACACUUUGUUAUGUGGAAAUAUUUAAGUCAGACAUAUUUUAAAUAAUAUUAAUUUUUUCCAAA